GGCUGGCAGGAGUAGGCUCUGCUGGUGUCUUCUCUCUGAUGCAGCCAGCCUGGGUGCAGGCCAUGGAGCCUGCUGGAUGGUGAGGGCAGCCAAGUGGCAGCGAUGUUCAGAGGCCUGGGAACCCAAGGCACGGCAGGACCCCUUCGGGGCCGGGUGGAGGCGCUGAAGCGGCCACAGUGGCGGGAGAGCUCCCCACUGGUGCUACAGCACAGCGAAGCAGCCCGGCUGGCGGCUGACGCCCUCUUGGAGCAGGGUGAGGCUGCCUACCUGCGAGUCAUCUCCGAGGAGUGGGAGCUUCCCUUCCUGAGCGCCCUGGACAUAGACUACAUGACCAGGCAUGUGCGUGGGGGUCCUGAGCUCAGUGAGGCCCAGGGACUAGAGGCCUCGGAGCCCGACCACCUUAGCCUGCUCUCUGAAGCCACUUCAGGCACUUACUUCCCCAUGGCCUCUGACAUAGACCCUCCAGACCUGGACUUGGGUUGGCCUGAGGUUCCACAGGCCACAGGCUUCAGCCCCACCCAGGCAGUGGUCCACUUCCAGCGGGACAAAGCCAAGAACAUCAAGGACCUUCUGCGUUUCCUCUUCAGCCAGGCCCACACGGUGGUGGCUGUGGUGAUGGAUGUAUUCACUGACAUGGAGCUUCUGUGUGACCUCAUGGAGGCCUCGAGCCGGCGUGGCGUCCCUGUCUACCUGCUCCUGGCUCAGGAGCACCUGCUGCACUUCCUGGAGAUGUGCUACAAGAUGGACCUUAAUGAGGGACACCUGCCGAACAUGCGUGUGCGGAGCAUGUGUGGGGACACAUACUGCAGCAAGGCAGGCCGCCGUGUCAUGGGGCAAGCCCUUGAGAAGUUUGUCAUCAUCGACUGCGAGCAGGUGGUGGCUGGCAGCUACAGCUUCACCUGGCUUUGCAGCCAGGCCCACACUAGCAUGGUGCUGCAGCUGAGGGGCCGCAUUGUGGAAGACUUUGACCGGGAGUUUCGCUGUCUGUAUGCUGAGUCACGGCCUGUGGAGGGUUUCAGCGGUGGCGAGGAUCUCCUGUCUCCCGGGGCACCGUGUCCUCCCCCAGUGGCUCUCGCCUUUGGCCCUGGCAUCCCAAGCCCCACAUCCUCGUCACGGUCCAGCAUCAGCCUGAACAGCAUCAAGCACUCACCUCUCAUGGGCCGCUCCUCCUUCCUUGCUCUACCAGGAGGCAGUGGCUGCAGUGACAUGGGGAUGGAGUCCUCCUCCAUGGGCUCUACCCAUCACGAGGCCAGUGGCCAGCCCUCCCUGCAAUGCCAGCUGUCAGAUCCUAACAAUGGCUCCCUGCUAGGGCCCUCCAGGGCCAACCUGGGCAAGCUAGGGGCCUCCCCGUGGUCCCAGUCCUCUCCUGCCCUCAAUCACAAUAUCCCCAAGCCUAUGACCCCGAUAGUGGGGUCACCUCUGUUCCCAUGCCCACAUACCCACCUCCCCUUCUCACAGGGUGUUCUGGCCCUUUCCCAGCUCCCAGACAACUGCCUCCUGGGAAGCCAGGAGCCUAGCCCCCUCCGGGGUCGCUGGGUACCUAGCACAGGCCUGGAGACAGUGGAAGAGAAGAAGGCGUCUCUGAGUGAGAGCCACGGCCAGCUGGACCUCCUCCUCCCUUUCACCAGAGCUCGAGAAGCAGGAGGCCCUGAUCCUGGGGUUAACUCCAACUCAAGCUCCCUUUGGCCUGGUGAACAGGCCUCAGAGGACAGGCAGUUGUCCUCAAACCAAAGAUACAAGCAGCUGGAUCUUCUGCCCUGGGCCCAGGGUGCUGGGGGUACCCCUGAGUCAGCUUCCUCCAGACCUAGCAAUCAGACCCCAGAAGACAAGAAGCUAUCUCCAAACCACAGCCAUAGCCAAUUGGACACCCUGGUACAGUGCCCCAAGGCAGGGGGCUCCAGAGUGUCUCCUGAAGCCAACUCCUCAGCGAAGGCUGGCAAGCAGGGUCCAGAUGAGCGACAGCAGACCCUGGGCCAUAGCCAGUUGGACCUCAUCACAAAGUUUGGCCCAUUCCGGGGAGAGGGGCCUGGGCCCAAUGGUCUCCUCAGACAAAGCUCUGCUUGCAAGCCUAGAAUGGGCUCUGGGGAUGAGAAGCGGCUGACUCUGGGCCACAGCAAGCUGGACCUCAUCAUCAAGUAUCAUCAAUUGCAGGGUGCCAGGCAGGAACCUGAGCCUGGCCUUCCUGGGGUCCCCAUAGGUGGCCCUCACAAUGGCAGUAGCAAUGGCCUGUUUGGGGAUGAGAAACGGCUGACCCUGGGCCACAGCAAACUGGACCUUAUCACUAAGUAUAACAAGUCCAAGUUUAAGCUUCUCCGAAGCCGCUUUGAGUCCUAGUCCUGCUUUCAGCAGGGACAUGCCCCUCCUUCAUCCACUGAGACUAGAUUUGCUCAUGUCCCAGCUUCUCAGGAGCUUAGGCAGGGGCAGCAUGGGGAAAAGAGGUGUCUAGAAGCCCAGGUUAGACACUCACAGGGCUCAGGAUUCUUGUGUAACACACACACACACACACACACACACACACACACACACACGGAAAAUAUAACCCAGAGUAUUUACCAUUUGCCACUGUGCUGGGCACAUCACACUUCUUACUUCUCAUCCUUUAUCUAUACAGCAUCUCACAAGAUAGACCUGUAGUAGGUAUACAGUUCUAGGAUCAUAGGUAUUCACUUCCUUAUUUUAUAAAUAUGGUAGCUGAGGCUCAGAGAGUUUGAUGACUUGCUUGGAAUCAGGUCCAAGUAAAUGGCAGAGUAGGGGCCCAAACCUGUAUCUCUGUCUCUUAAGAUUGUUUUUGCAGACACAACACAUAAUAUCAACAGUCCACAUGUGUCCACAUACACAAAAUACAGAGAGGCCCCUAAUGACUGACAGGGUUUCAUACCCACAAACUGCAUAUCCAUAGACACACACAGUAAGUACACAUAGGUCCAUGUGAUAAACUAAAACACUCACAAUUCUAGUUAGAGGUAAAUAAAUACCAUUUAGCUAAAUGAACUGCAACACAAAAUACAUGCAUUCAGCACACACUGUAGACUUCUCAGGAUCCACAGACUGUAAAUGUGCUCAUAACCAUGCAUACACACACAGGCAUGCAUGCAUCAACCAGUAUCUUCCUGUACCUGAGCUGUGUACCCAACCCUGGUGGGACUGCCAUAGGGCUGACAAAUGAAUUGGACUCAGUCCCUGGGAGACACUGGCAAGCAAGACAGAGCUAUAUUUAAUUAAAGGCUAACUGGUGACAGAGGGUGAUAGGGAAUAAAGGGCAAAGGAUGGUAGUGAUGAUGGAGUGGUGAGGAAGUUACUUAGAGGAGGCAGCCUUUGAGCCAGACCUUGAAGGAUGGGGAGGAUUUGGACAGAUGGAAGAGAGGGUUGGAGGAAUUCCCCAGUGGGAGGAACCAGGUGGAGAAAGGCCAGGGAGAGGACUGAAGGAGUGGGUUUGAGAUGAACUGGGGAUGGAGCAGAUAUGGAUGCUCAGAUUCUCUCUCUCUCUCUCACACACACAUCAUUUUGCUGAGUGUCUCUACAAACACAGGUUCUGACAGGUUGUGGGUCCUUUUCCUGAGCUCGCCACCUCUCUGGGACGGUAUACAUGAUACAAAUCAAUAAAGGCAAACAUGCUACGACCUAGCAGCA
Manis javanica (Malayan pangolin) is the source of this 3630-nucleotide messenger RNA. It is a transcript of the gene SACK1C, whose product is annotated as family with sequence similarity 83 member C. The record is from RefSeq and is a predicted model, not a curated record. NCBI's taxonomy places the organism in Eukaryota, Metazoa, Chordata, Mammalia, Pholidota, Manidae. Gene Ontology annotation, molecular function: protein kinase binding. Gene Ontology annotation, biological process: signal transduction.